AUGCUGCAACUAAAGAAGUGCUCAAUGAUCAUCCUGCUGGACCUCAUGAUCAGCUGCAUUGCUGUCGCUCCACGAUCAGAUAUUGAGCACAUCUCUCCUCAGGCGACUGAUGCUAAAGCUGAUACAGCUGUGCUGUUUGCUCCAAUACACGAUAUGCUACAAUCUCUGGUCAUGCGCCCGAGCUGCUUCCGCAAUGCCACGCUACGAUUGAUUGACGACUGCAAGUCGAUUGCCAUGGAGCUGGAUGAGGCCAAGAAGGCUGAAUACGCUGUGGCACUCACGAUCUGCGAGCUAAACACCGCAGGUGUAGAAGGUCCGCCAGCAUGUAGCCCACCAGAGUAUCAAGCUGCCUUAUGUUUGCGGUCACUAGAGUCCCGCAUGCAAUGGUGGACUUCGUAUUCUGGCUAUUACCGUGAUGUGACAAAGAUGUGCUAUGUGGCACGCCAAGAUGACGAACAAUUCAAUGUUCUCGCACUGCAUCGGAAUCUGACAAGCAUUGUCGAAUCACUUAUGGCGCAGCUUCGAAGCGAGCAAGCUCAAGCGCAACAAGAGAAGUCUGCUGCAGCAGCAGAUCAACAGUACUUCCAGUCAGAGCUGAGGCAACAAUGGGUGGACCUUGGCACUGAUGCUGAGAUCGCCAAGGCAUCAGUCUUGGCUCACUAUAAUAGCAUGCAACAAGCCGCGGUGGCCAUUUUGGCGUCUCUGGAUCCUGCAGUCACUCAAAUCCUCGAAAAUUUGAAUGAUCGCGCAAACGGGGCCGUAAGUUCGCUUGAAACCUUCGAGCUGCAGACCAUGGAGAGAAUAGCCCAAGCAUUCGACGACCUAACGAGGAUUUCAUCUGCAUCUGCUCUGACCCAGGUUUCUCAGAUUCAAAGAGCGCUUGAUGAGGCCCUUGGUUCCGCGCAGAGUGUCAUGGAAGUGUCGAACGAUCUUAAAUCAAUCGCAGACAUGGUGAAUGCACAGAAAAGCGCACAAGAAUUGAACGGCUUGCAAUUGAAGUCCCAGGCUCAAGACUUGCAUGCCUUUGCACAGUUGAUGCCUCAACUGUCACAGAUCUCCCAUCUCGGUCAAGCACUCGCUGAUGCUGAGGCUGGCAUGACUCAUUUCCAUCAGACACUUGCUGCAAACCGCGAAGCUGCGAGAGAGCAACACGAUGAAGCGAUGGCGUUUGUCCGCACAGUCGUGCAAGAGGUCUCUGGUAGCCUGACACAUGUCGUCCAUGAGGUGGAGCAACUGGAAGAGCGGCUAAGUAAGUGGUCGAUGAGUUCGACAUUGUUUCCUACGGUCAUUGUGCUGGCUAUUGCAAGCCUGAGUCGAUGGGCCAGACUGGCUAUUGUCUUUGGCUUGCUCAUCUAUUUGGCGCAGUUCUACUCUGCUUGGCGAGGCGUUGUGAAUGUCGCGUGGCCUGUUCUUGCGCAAGCUGAUGGAGUAUUUGCACGAAACGUCACUAUCGACCAGGUGUACAAGACUGCUGCGGCGGGCUGUUUCCUGGUUGUUGUGCUUUUCAUUCGGCGUUGGAGAUUGAGCAGAAGUUCUGUGUCAAGACGUGGAGGCCAUGCAUCAAAACACGUUCUUCCCAUCAAUAGCCCUUCAGUACGGCAAUGGCAAUUUGUUCACGCGGAUCAAAGGACAUUCAAGUGGCACGAACAGAGCAUUGAAGAAGAGUCAUAA
Protomyces lactucae-debilis is the source of this 1671-nucleotide messenger RNA. RefSeq names its product Tht1-like nuclear fusion protein-domain-containing protein. Lineage: Eukaryota; Fungi; Ascomycota; Taphrinomycetes; Taphrinales; Protomycetaceae. The transcript has 4 exons. Gene Ontology annotation, biological process: karyogamy involved in conjugation with cellular fusion; nuclear membrane fusion involved in karyogamy. Gene Ontology annotation, cellular component: endoplasmic reticulum membrane. The record is from RefSeq and is a predicted model, not a curated record. Bases 1 to 1671 code for a protein of 556 amino acids.